AUGCAACCCUUCCGCAUCUCGGCCACAGGCUACAACCUGAACUACCUCCCUGAAUACAUCGCACUCCGACAUGGCUUCUUCCGUGACCAAGAUCUCCAAGUUUCCGUCACCGUCCCCGUACCCUGGGACGGCGUUCUUGACGCCCUCGCAGAGAAGACGGCGGAUAUCGUGCUCGGCGGCAUCUGGGUCCCGUCAAUGUACCGCGGUCGAGUCCAGAACUACACCGCUUUUGCUCAGAUCGCGAACCGCUGCCCCCUCGCCAUCCUUCGACGAACAAGCAGCAAGGAGUUUGCUUUGGCCGAUGUGGCGAACAAAGCCGUCCUGAUGAAAUCCGGCGGCGGAGCGAGCGUCGGCCUCUUCUUCAAAAUGCUCCUGCGCGAGAACGGCAUCGACGCCCGCUCCGUCGACUACAUCCAAGACCUCGACGGCGUCAUGUUGGGGGACCUCUUCCAGGGCGGCAUGGGGGAUUACUUCGUCACGGACAACCUCUCUGCGCUCGCGAUGGUGUCUCGCAACCCGGACGUCGAGAUCGCAAUGGAAGCGGUCACGCAGGGAGAGAUCCCUUGGAGCGUCUACUAUUACCUCUCUGACACCACCACGGCGGCUCAUCUCGACGCUCAAAGACGCUUCUGUCUGGCUCUCAACAGAGGUAUCGAGUGGGUCCUCGCACACGACGCAGAGACGUUUCGGGACGUCCUUGCAGAUUUGUUUCCGAACGUGCCCGUGGACGUGGCUGUGAAGGUGACGAAUCAGUUCCGUGCGAACGGUAUGUGGACGUCUACGAGGAUCCCUCGCAAGGCUUUUGAUCGUUGGCAGCGAGGGCUUGGGGAUGCCCGUUUGGUCGGAGAGCCGUUGGCGUAUGAGGAUAUCGUCGAUGAUGGAGCCGCGGCGUCUGCAGAGAAUGAGGGACAAGCUGCUGUGAAGAAGAUGAAGGGCUCGUUCAAGCCUGGUUGCGAGAUGAAUAGUAUGGGUAGGGAUGGUCCUAAAGGGGUCGAAGUUACUACUAGGUAG
This is a messenger RNA of Zasmidium cellare ATCC 36951, 1011 nucleotides long. RefSeq lists its product as uncharacterized. Gene Ontology annotation, biological process: thiamine biosynthetic process. The record is from RefSeq and is a predicted model, not a curated record. Bases 1 to 1011 code for a protein of 336 amino acids. Lineage: Eukaryota; Fungi; Ascomycota; Dothideomycetes; Mycosphaerellales; Mycosphaerellaceae. The transcript has a single exon.